GCGGGGUUGAGGGGCGCUGUGGAGACGCGGUGCUGGAGCUGGUGGGGGCGGGGCAGGGCACGGCACGCGUUUAACCUCCGGGACCCCAGUUUUCCUCUAACGCGGCGUUGAGAGCGGAUUUCAUCCCAGAAUCCCUAUGGCUUCCUCUACAGGGUCUUGGGGGUACCUUCUAAACCCUGUCAGCAGAGCUCUAAGCCAGCGCUAUUUCAGCACCACAGAGGCCCUUGGAGCAAUACAGAAGAUGACCAGAGUUCGUGUGGUAGACAAUAGUGCCCUAGGGAACACUGCAUACCACCGCCCGCCUCGAUGCAUCCAUGUCUACAAUAAGUCUGGAGUGGGCAAGGUGGGAGAUCGGAUCCUCCUGGCCAUCAAGGGGCAGAAGAAGAAGGCCCUCAUUGUGGGGCACCGAAUGCCUGGGCCCCAAAUGACACCAAGGUUUGAUUCAAACAACGUAGUCCUCAUUGAGGACAAUGGGAACCCCGUGGGUACCCGCAUCAAGGUACCAAUUCCAACGAGUCUCCGGCGGCUGGAAGGCGAGUAUUCCAAAGUGCUUGCCAUCGCCCAGACCUUCGUAUGAGAGGCCAGGGACCCUGACUGCAGGAAGUGCUCUUGGAGGGAGACAAUUCACAGAGCAGUCCCCAACUAAGAAUAGGACUUCAGGGAAAGGGAGGAUUUUCCCCUUCUCUCCCCCAGGAUGGAGGGAAAACCGAAUUCUGUGAAGUAAUAAAAAUAUUUUAUGUAUA
This is a messenger RNA of Dromiciops gliroides (monito del monte), 743 nucleotides long. It is a transcript of the gene MRPL14, whose product is annotated as mitochondrial ribosomal protein L14. NCBI's taxonomy places the organism in Eukaryota, Metazoa, Chordata, Mammalia, Microbiotheria, Microbiotheriidae. The record is from RefSeq and is a predicted model, not a curated record. Gene Ontology annotation, biological process: translation. The transcript has 3 exons. Gene Ontology annotation, molecular function: structural constituent of ribosome. The coding region runs from base 137 to 577 and encodes 146 amino acids. Gene Ontology annotation, cellular component: mitochondrion; ribosome.